CUCAACAUAAAGAUGAGGGAGCUGUUUGAGUCCCGGGGCUCCCAUUGGUUGAGUAAGAAGUUAAAGAAGCAUAGAGGAAGCAAUGUGAAUCCAACUGUGAAGCCAGAUUGGGUAGCGGAUAAUGAUUGUCUGACAAUGACAAUAUAUUGGGCCAGUGACGAGUUUAAGAAGAAGAGUACUGUUGGAAGUAAAAAUAGGAAUACCCCUGCUGCUAUCCAGUCUCAGUACAGAGGUGGUAGAAGUUGUGUGGAUGCACAUGCUGAAAAAUUGGUAAAAAUAGUCAUAGUUGUAUUGGCAUUUUUUAAAUUAAAAUAUGAAAUUAAUUAGUAUAUUUUUCAAGGCCGCGGAGUUGAAUCGGGAUCCGCUUUCUAUUGAAAUUUAUGAAAAGUGCUAUGUCCCUAAGACGGGUGAUCCGCCGCCUCGUGAGUAAUUUUUUUAAUUAUAAAAUGUUUUAUGUAAUGUAUUAACAUAAAAUGUUUUAUGUAAUGUAUUAACUGUAUUCUAAUUUUUUUAGAGAAAGUACAAUGAUCUCAAGGAGCAAGCUGCCAGUCAAUCAGAUAGUCAAAUAUCCGCAAUCGAAGACAAUGAUCUGUUUUUGAGAGCCACACCAAAGUACAAGAGCCGCCGGUUCGGGCAUGGCAGUCGGGCUAAAACUACAGUGCUGGAUUCAUCCUCGGUGAUCGGCCCCCUUGGUCGUACUCCUGAAGAAGUUGAAGCAAUUCAAUAGAAAUUGCAGGCCCAAAACGAUAAAAUACUUCAACAAGAAAAAAACAGCAGGAACAAGAUGCGCAAAUGGCAGCUAUGUCAGGUUGCUUUUCUACUAUUUUACGGCAGUUAAAAACUACUAACCCCGACAUAGUGAUACCCGAGUUUCCCUUCCAGGCUCAGCCAGACACGACUCAGCUAGCCCCGAAUCAGCGUGCCCCCCGACUUAGCUAGCCCCGACUCAGCCAGGUGCACUGAAUGUUGAUGACUUUAAUUUUUUGGUGAUGACUUUGUCCCUCUUAAUGGUGUGUAAUGUUAAUACCUCCCUCCCAAUGGUUUGAAAUGUUAGUACCUCUUUCCCAAACACUUAAUUAUUUUUUCUGUUUUUGAUGGAUUUGUUGGGGAGGUCUUGAUGGAUACUUAUGUUCCAUGAUGAUGAUAUCAAUGUUGAUUUUUUGCUUGUUUAAUGUGCUUGGUUGGAAUGAUGUUUACUGUUUAUUUUGUAUGAAGUUUGUGUGGUUGGAAUGGUGUCUGAUUGUUGUAGUUGCUUACCUUUUUUGUGUAUGAAGAUUGUGUUUG
Cuscuta epithymum is the source of this 1284-nucleotide messenger RNA. Lineage: Eukaryota; Viridiplantae; Streptophyta; Magnoliopsida; Solanales; Convolvulaceae. The record is from the annotation of a GenBank genome assembly.